UUUUAAUGGAAAAGGUGAACUAUUUACAUAACAAUAGUAAUUCAGCUUGCAUACGCGGAAGACAAAAUGGUCUGAACAACGGAGCUGUUUGAAGCCGCUCCUGUUAUUACAAGAGAAAACCGUUAGAGUAACAAUAUGGAAGAACGGUCAACGACACCAACGUUCAGGUCAGGCAGGCGGUCACCUCUACUAUCCAUGCUAUCGCCACCGCAUGAUUACCUUCCAACCUCACCAAGACGACGACUUACUUCGGCUGACUACCGUUUGACUCCCGAAAGCACGUCGAGACGCAUGAACAGCUCGCCCGUAACCAUCGGAUCGGGAACUGUGCUAAAACGACGAGAAGUAUUUGAACAGAAACACACUGGAAGUAGACAGUCUCCAAGUCCGGAUAGCCGUUCGCCCGUACCAGUACUAUCAACAUCACCACACCACAUUCCAUCGCGAAUUUACGGAACCAGUCCUAAAUGUUGGCCGCCUUCCUCUGAUAACAGUACGACUACAGUUAAAAGUGUAGAUAUCGGUACGUAUCAUACUAAAAGUCGUGACUCUUCGCCCAGUCGUGAAUCGUACUAUAUGAAUUCAAAGAAUGAUCUGAGCGACUUUUCAACUCCGCCUUCAACCUAUGUGAGUACACACUCAUAUGACCCGUCUUUUCCUGGGCGACCUCCAAAUAGUACAUAUACUUUGAAGCUCACAUUCGACUCCUGUGACUCUGUGAACACAAACUAUGAAUCGGUUGCCCCUACCAGAUUUUCGCAGACUAAAGUUUCACCGACUAACAGCCUGAGUAGUGGUUACGGAAGCAGUAAGUACUCUGGAACACCUACCAAUCUUAGCCCGAGGUGUGUCUCACCAAUCCACAAUUCUGAAUUCUUAGGGACUGAAUCACAUGUGCCUCUAGAAUUAUCAAAACCAUUCAGGAAAAACAGCAGUGAUGAAAAUAAUCUUUUAACAGUUUAUAAUAAACCAAGUUCACCUGUACCAUCUUCAGUGCCUGACAAUAACAUACCAAUGCCAAGGCAAGCAUUACAAUCUGAGGAUAGUGUGCAAGCAAAAAACAAACCUAAUGAAGUUUGCCAAGAGAGUACAGAAAUGCCUGCAGAAUCACAGUCUUUUAUCAAUCAUUGUGAAUGUCAUACUACCAUUAACAAUGAAAGUAAAAAUGCAAAGCAGUUAAAAAUAGAAAUGGAAGAUGAGAAUAUUGAGAAAGAGGACACUCAGAGCAAUAAUGAGACAUCAUUGAGUACUGAAUCGUGUCAACGCCUGAAACAUUGUAAAACACUCCUCAGAUCUCACAAUGUUUAUGAAGACAGUUUAGACUUAGAUAUUUCACCAUGCCCAUCCUCUCCGAUGCAGUCAUCCAUCUCUUUAGACGAUGCCUCCUCUAUGGAGAGAGUUGAUAGUCUAAAUACCGACAGUGAUGGCUCAGUUUUUGUAAAGCCGGAAUCUGAAAUUCAGCUGACUGAAAUCAACAAUUCUUCUCCAUGUAAUGCAGUCGCCAGACCCAAAUUACAGACUUCUGACAGCUUACUAGUACCCCAGGAGAGUACAGACAUUUUCACCAAAAGACCAAUACCCAAAUUAGAGCAGAUCUCAUUGGAUUCGUCACAUAUGGCUGGACAGCAAAGCCAGGAUGCGAAACCUUCAACUCCAUCGGUUGUGAUCAGCAUUCACUGCCAUGAUGAACCUGAAAACAAUAACAAAAUGAAACGUACACCAUCGGAGGAUGAUUGCACUAGGAAUGGGAUGUUGGGACCUAGUGUUGACUGGAGAGACAUUCCACGUAGUCUUAAUAGAAAGCUUUCAAGUACAAGCACAAUAUCCACCCUAAGUAGGGAUGAUUCUGAGGAUUAUAGCAGUGAUGAUUUCCUGGCUUUCCCAUCAGUUUACGGACAAAGAUCUGGAAUGUCAAGUUCAUGGCGCAAAAUACGUAAUAUGGUACACUGGUCACCAUUCAUACAGUCAUUUAAAAAGAAAUACCCAUGGGUUCAAUUAGCCGGUCACCAAGGUAAUUUCAAAGCUGGUGACUUUGGUACUGUUCUAAAGAAACACUGCCCUAGAGAACAGAGGUGUCUUUUGUCUCUGAUGACAGAUAUACUUAGACCUUAUAUACCUGAGUACAAAGGUGAAGUCGACAAGAAUGGAGAAAAAUAUAUUCAAAUGCAAGAUUUACUUCAAGACUUUGAUUCACCUUCAGUUAUGGACUGUAAACUUGGAACAAGAACCUAUUUAGAAGAUGAACUGAGCAAAGCAAGAGAAAAACCCAAGCUUAGAAAGGACAUGUAUCAGAAAAUGAUAGACAUAGAUGCUAACGAACCAACAGAUGAAGAAAAUAAACUAGGUGCUAUUACAAAACCCAGAUAUAUGCAGUGGAGAGAGCAUGUUAGCUCAUCAGCUUGUCUGGGAUUCAGGAUAGAAGGUGUCAAGAAAGGAGAUGGCCAUUCAAGUCGUGAUUUUAAAACUGUCAAAACUAAAGAACAGAUUGGUGAAUCACUGAAUUACUUUGUGGAAGGCGAUCAAAUUGUUAUUGCUAAAUAUAUCAGAAGGUUAAAAGCAAUCCGAGCUACACUUGAAGCAUCACCAUUUUUUUCUUCACAUGAGGUGAUUGGUAGCUCAUUACUUUUUGUCCAUGACAAGAAUGGCAAAGCUAGUGUUUGGAUGAUUGACUUUGGUAAGACAGUACCAUUACCUGAAGGAGAUUCUAAUGAUCAUCGAACACCCUGGAUAGAAGGCAAUCGUGAAGAUGGAUAUCUAUUUGGUUUAGACAAUUUAAUAGACAUAUGGUCAUGCAUGGUGAAAUCGUAACAUUAGAUGUAUUACUUUCUAUUCCAUAUCAGUGUUGUCAGUUGAGUACCGCUCUGUUAAAACUGAUUAGGAAAUGCAGAUAUUGAAAGGUAAACUUGUACUAUGCCAGGGAAAAGGUACUGAAAUGAAAUUUUUGGAAAACAAUUAAAAUUCAGCAAAUAAGAAACAUAAUUUUUUGUUCUGUUGCCUUGUUUGCAACUUUAGAGAAAAAUAUUCGUUGAUAUAUUAUUCAAAUAAAACAAUCUCUGAAUUGAUGAAUCUAUACUGUCUAGGACAAGACUUAGUUUAUAUACUUUGGUAUUACUUUGGGUAUUACUUUUAACAGUUUAGAUUCAAGACAUUAGUCAUACUGAGCUACUUUUACCUCGGCUUAAGACACAUUUACACAUUAUCAUUGAUUUGAAACAAAUAUAUUCUUAUGCAAUCACGUUUUGAAAAGAAUGACAGUUAUUAUGUACAAAUUUGAUUCAAGCUUUGAAUUCUCGAUAUCAGUGACUUAAAACGUUUUUUAUUUGUUUAUAAAACAUUUGUAUACCUUGUUUUCUAUUCUGUAGAAUAAUUUAGAUUGUUUCCCUGAAACAUACUGUAAUUUGAUGAUAUUUUAUAUUGCUGCAGUUCACUGAACCAUUAAACAAAACGCCAACGUAGUUCGGAUGUAACAAUUAGGCAAUCCUACGUCAUGUAAUUCACCCACUCAUAAGUAGAGUAAAAAUAGCCACUGGUUAUUCAAGUCAUCCCCACAUGGAAAAGUAGUGAUAAUGAAUUCAAUUUUACAUUAUGUUUGACUUUUCUAAAAGGUCUUCUAAAUCAAUAUUAUUAAAUUGAGCAGACAUGCAUUUCUGGCAUGCAGUCCCUAAAAAGGUUAUUUAUAAAAACUUCUGUCAAUGAAAAUUACUUGUACACGUACUUCCUUAUAUUCCUUCAAAAGAAGACAUUAUGAUACUCAAGCUACCAUGGUUGCUGCACAAUAAAUGGAAUUAUGAAAAUAACCAAAACAAAACAUCAUGUUUUUCCCUCCAGGCAGUCUUAAUCUCAAGUGCAAUAUUACCAGUUCUACAAGUUGUUCAGAGGCCCACAAUUUAACAAUCCAUUUUUUGCAUGAUGAUUCAUGAAAGUUGAUGCAAUAUGAUGGAUUAUUCUGAAGAUUCCCAUCCACACAAAAGCAUCUGAACACUAGUGAUCAGACCAAACAAACAAUAUCACACUACACUCAAUGUUGGAAUAUGCGUUUUAAUUGUCUUUCCUUAAUUAACUGAUUCUAGUACAGUUAUAAUAAUCUUUAAAAGUAUAUAUUGCCCUCCAGUGUUUUAAUUAAAAUUUGUAAGUUAAAUAUCAAAUUAUGUGAUAUAGUAAUUUAACUGAUUUGAUUUAUUUUAUAUUAACCAUUUAGUGUGGUUGCUGCAACUCUUACAGGGUUGGAUUUUGGUUAGCUAUUAUGAGACUACU
Messenger RNA from Saccoglossus kowalevskii, 4254 nucleotides. RefSeq lists its product as uncharacterized. Gene Ontology annotation, biological process: phosphatidylinositol phosphate biosynthetic process; inositol phosphate biosynthetic process. The record is from RefSeq and is a predicted model, not a curated record. Gene Ontology annotation, cellular component: nucleus; cytoplasm. Gene Ontology annotation, molecular function: inositol hexakisphosphate kinase activity. Lineage: Eukaryota; Metazoa; Hemichordata; Enteropneusta; Harrimaniidae.